Molecule: messenger RNA, 1017 nt
Organism: Adelges cooleyi (spruce gall adelgid)
Lineage: Eukaryota; Metazoa; Arthropoda; Insecta; Hemiptera; Adelgidae
Exons: 5
Coding region: 146-592 (148 amino acids)
Biological process (GO): intracellular transport
Cellular component (GO): BLOC-1 complex; transport vesicle; extrinsic component of membrane
Source: RefSeq, a predicted model, not a curated record
GCUGUUGAUAGUUUUUUCAAAAAAACAAAGAGUAGCACCUUUACCGACUUGUGACUUCUGUUAAAUUAUAAUAUUUAUUACUUUGUAAAUGAUUUUAAGUACUGAUUUUCUUUGUUAAAAAAAAUACAAUAAUUGUUUUUGAAAAAUGGAUGACAAUAAUCAAACAAAGGAAACCGUCGAAGAACCAACCGUAGGAGACAAUCGGACGGAGUCCAAAAUAAAGCCGGGAUUAUUUUUAUUGAAUUCUUACGUUAACCAGUUGUGUCCGAAUCUAAAGGAGGUCCAGUCGGAAAUAAAAGAUGUGGUAGAGAAACAGGAGUCGUUGGUGAACGCUUUGGCAAAGGAAAAUGAAGAGUUGUCUAGUUUAUUAAACGAAACGGAUAUUCAGGAAAUGUUUACGUCGGUAAAACACUGUUACGGACAACUGACGGAAUUGAAAAAGAAAUUAAUAUUCCUACAUAAGAAAUCGGUUUCAAUGGAAAAGAGAGCCAACGUUUUGCGUGUCGCCAAACAAAGGGAAGCGUUACAAAGAGAACAUCGUAAAGAAUCAAUGUUGGUGCGCGAGCAAGAACUUAUUUCGAAACCUUCAUAAAAUCAUUGGUGCUGCUCAUACUUAUUACCGCUAUAGCAACUUUUAAUGGUGCGUUCCGAUAAGUCGUUUACAUUGAACUAUUCCCUUUUGAUGUUCUCUCAAAAUCGUCUUAUACCUUAUCGUUUAUAUGUUAAAUUUACAUAAAAGUUCAUGUUUGUCAUACGUACGUAAUAUGCCCAUACAGUAUACACGUCUGUCGAUAAACACAUCUACGGAUGUGUAGUUGGACAAUGUGUAUACUGAUGUGUUUUUUUUAUUUUUUUUAAUCAUAUUAAAAUGUUCAUUUUUAUAUAUAUAUAUACACACACAUAUAUAUUUAUGUACGAUUAAAUGUCAUUUGAAACUGUUUUAUAUUUAAGUGAUAUGACGUAUUUACGCGUAAUAGUAUUUUAUUUUAUUAUAAUAUUGUAAUCGACAGGGUAUGC